AUGAAGGCUGAGAAACUCCGCGCGAAGGCACUGCAACACUUGAAGCGUGAGGCUAGGAAGGGAGAGGCUGAUAGACAUGUAUACGACUUGAAACCCAAGCAUUUGUUCAGCGGAAAGCGGAAGAUGGGGAAAACGGACCGAAGAUAA
Molecule: messenger RNA, 147 nt
Organism: Ostertagia ostertagi
Lineage: Eukaryota; Metazoa; Nematoda; Chromadorea; Rhabditida; Trichostrongylidae
Source: the annotation of a GenBank genome assembly